CCGCCGAGGUUCAAGUGCGUGUCUGGGCUCCCAAGGAGGAGCGGACCCCAUUGUGUCUGCGAAGCCUGCUUCUCAGGAUCGAAUCCUAGUUCCCCGCUGCUUCUCAUCACAGAUGUAUUCCGGGGAGAGCGGGGGAGGGCUAAGGGUGCAAUUGCCUCACCGUGGAGUCUUUCAUAAUUAUUAUACUAUUUGUUCCCACAGACGAGCUGUUACUAUUGACAUUCUACAGGAGCCAGGGGUGUUGUUCAAGGUCACGCCGAGGGUAAGGGGAGGAGCCACAGGAGAACCCAGCCUCCCCCCCUCUCAGUCCAGGGCACCCCCUCUUCACCUUGACGCUCCCCACCGUCGCCAGGCUUUUCGGUGGCUGAGCUGCAGAAGAAACGUUGCCUGGGGAACUUGGCAGGUGUUUGUCACACAGACUGACAAGUGUGACGCCUCCUCUGCCCUUCGCUGUCCAGUUCAAGGUCGAGGUCUUUGCGAGCGUUCCGUGGUCUAUGACUGCAUUGCCGUAAACACCCUCCUCCUUGCUACCCAAGUGUCCGUGGAACCUUCCAGAAGGAGAACCAGCAAGUUUGUUUGGUUCCCUUGCACUCCUCCGGGAAAGGUGCCCUUGUCCCUGAUGUGUCCCCUGCCCUGAGCCGGGUCCAGCUGGGGGGGGGCCGCACAGGGAGAAAGGUCACAGCCCGAGGACUUUGGGGUCAAGUUCAGGACACCUUUGCAGGACUAAAGAGCAUCGAGGGCCUCCGAGGGCCUUGUGCCAAUCGGGGGGUCCAGGCCUUGAGCUGGGUCCUCGUGGGAAGGGAGCUCCCCAGGGGGGGCCUUCCUGCGGGUUACCCAGGGUUCCCCCCGCCAAGGCCCCGCCCUGACCACCCGCCACGAGGGCCCGACUGGAAGGUGACGUGGCCCCCUGGUUUUGCAGGGCGUGAGAGAGGGGAGACGCGGGUUCCGGGGUGUCUUGGCCAAUCCCCAGGCUUUCUCCAUUUUCUGACCAGCUCCAGGAACAGAACCAAAACGAAGCUGAACAAGGAAGCGGCGGCGCCGGGGAAAGCAGAAGUGGGAACGCCGGAGACCUGGGCCUCCCCGGAGGAGGGCCGGAGCCCCGGCCCACAGCCGCAGGUGGCUGCCAGGAGAGAUGGCCCGGCAGGACCCGGCUCCGUGGCUUCGGGCGGCCCUGCUGCUUCUCUGGGUCCCAGGCUGUUUGGCCCUGAGCGGCCCCCGCACCGUGAGGGGCACCGUGGGGGGAUCCCUGAGCGUGCAGUGUCGGUACAAGGAGGAGUUCAGAGGGAAUGAGAAAUACUGGUGUGGAAGGUCAUGUUCAAUACUGAGGAGGAACAAGAUCGUGGAGACCACGGGGCCAGAGAGAGAAGUGAGGGACGGCCGCGUGUCCAUCAGGGACCACCCAGCAAACCUCACCUUCACUGUGACCAUGGAGAACCUCACAGAGGCUGAUGGAGGCACAUACUGGUGUGGGAUUGAUGUACCAUGGCGCCAAGGAUUUGUGGACGACACGUUCGAGGUUGUGGUGACUGUGUCCCCAGGUGAGCCUCACGCCCCUCCCCUUGUCCCAGCCCCAGGCUGCCUGAAGAGUCUCAGGCGGGAACAGCGGAGGCAGGGAUCAGACCAGAGACCCGGAGCAAACUAUGAUUGUGAGUGCGUGUGUGUGAGAGAGAGAGAGAGUGUGUGUGUGUGUGUGUGUGUGUGUGUAGAGAGAGAGAAAGAGACAGUGAGAAAGGGACACUGGAGGGCUUCCUGGAGGAGCUGGCACCUGUGCUCAGUCUUGAAGGAUGGGAAGGUGCUUGUGGGUGAAGGGGAGGCUGAGAGAGAGCUGAGCAUGCAAAGGGGAGAGAGAGAGGGAGAGACGGUCCUGGGGAGACUGGCCAUCCCGGGGGAGCAUUUUGUGUGA
Molecule: messenger RNA, 1903 nt
Organism: Phyllostomus discolor (pale spear-nosed bat)
Lineage: Eukaryota; Metazoa; Chordata; Mammalia; Chiroptera; Phyllostomidae
Product: CMRF35-like molecule 8
Exons: 3
Coding region: 1133-1903 (256 amino acids)
Cellular component (GO): plasma membrane
Molecular function (GO): transmembrane signaling receptor activity
Source: RefSeq, a predicted model, not a curated record